This is a messenger RNA of Pochonia chlamydosporia 170, 1173 nucleotides long. RefSeq names its product major facilitator superfamily protein. NCBI's taxonomy places the organism in Eukaryota, Fungi, Ascomycota, Sordariomycetes, Hypocreales, Clavicipitaceae. Gene Ontology annotation, molecular function: transmembrane transporter activity. The record is from RefSeq and is a predicted model, not a curated record. Gene Ontology annotation, cellular component: membrane. Gene Ontology annotation, biological process: transmembrane transport. The coding region runs from base 1 to 1173 and encodes 390 amino acids. The transcript is spliced from 9 exons.
AUGAACGGAGAGAUACAGAGCAAGGACGAUCACUGUGUGGAUUCAUCCGAGCUCGCAUCUGGCUCCAUAGAUGCAAGAACCACUGAAUGGUCAUCCGCAGAAGAGGCCGCAAUUCGCCGCAAGUUCGACCUUACUAUUACCCCUUUAGUAACUCUGCUGUAUAUGUUAUGUGCCAUCGAUAGAGCGAAUAUCGGCAAUGCACGCAUCGAGGGAAUGAACGACGACCUCAAACUCUUUGGAUACCGCUACAACCUUAUUCUUACUGUUUUCUUUAUCUUUUACUUGGCAGUCGAGAUACCCAGCAAUGUCAUCUUGAAAAAUGUUGGCCCUCGAUGGUAUUUGCCUACUCUCGUUUUCUGCUUCGGAUUCGUCUCAUUGUGCACGGCGUUCGUUCAGUCAUACGCCUCUAUGCUCGUCGUCAGGGCACUUUUAGGGAUUUUUGAAGGCGGCGCCAUGCCUGGCACCGCUUUUUUCCUCAGCUGUUUCUACAAGAAAACUGAGUUAUUUUUUCGAAUGAGCAUCUUCAUUGCGUCAAGUUCGUUGGCCAGUUCGUUUGGAGGGCUGCUAGCCGCGGGUCUUUCGAAAAUCCCUGCAUGGGGAACCAAUGCUAUUCUCAUCGAAAGAUGGCGCAACAUAUUCUUCAUGGAGGGAUUGGUCACUGUUCUGAUCGCGCUUUGUGCUCCAGUUCUGCUGCCCCAGGGGCCAGGAGAAUACAAACUCUUGACACCGAGGCAACGCUAUAUCGCCAGGGAACGUCUCCUAAGGGAGAGCGCAAAUAACACGGAAAAUAAGGGAUUUGGUGCAUUCAUCCCUACGAUCUUACGUGAAUUUGGCUGGACAUCCACUGAGGCCCAGCUAAAAUCGGUGCCACCAUAUCUUGUAGCCUGUGCCGUGACUAUUACGUUGGGUUACUUGAGCGACCGAACGAACAAAAGAGGCAUUUUCAUAGUUGGCAUUCUUCCCUGCUCAAUUAUAGGCUUCUCUAUCCUAAGGUUCUCAACAAACAUGGGUGCAAAAUAUGCAGCCGUAUUCUUGAAUGCAAUUGCGUGCUUUGCAGCAAGCAGUGGAAUGUUGAGUUGGGGCAUCAACAAUGCCGGCAGCCCAGCUGUGGCCGCCGUCGCGAGCGGUUACAUGGUUAUGGUGGGCAGUAUGGGAGGAGUACUGUCUACGUAA